AUGCAAUCAAUAAAUGUCCCUUAUUCUGCACAAAUCUAUCUUCACCACUUUAUUUCUACCCAUCUGUAUAUUCACAUCUAUCUAUCUAUCUAUCUAUCUAUCUAUCUAUCUAUCUAUCUAUCUAUCUAUCUCUACUUGACCCGGGCAUGCAUAUAUGAAUUGCUUUAUUUAAUAUGGCGCAUGUGUCAAGAUGUCGGUAACAACAAAUCUUACUGCAUCACUACACUCUCCAUUAUCUCUCUCUCUCUCUCACACACACACACUCUCUCUCUCUAUCUAUCUAUCUAUCUAUCUAUUAUUAUUAUUAUUAUUAUUUUCACGAAUUUGAUGGUGAGCUCUGUGGUACAGCAUGAAUUAAUUACUCUAUUCAUUGCGGACAUCCUUUCUUUCUUUCUUAUUCCAUCUAUCUAUCUAUCUAUCUAUCUAUCUAUCUAUCUAUCUAUCUAUCUAUCUAUCUAUAUAUAUAUAUAUAUAUAUAUAUAUAUAUAUCAUCUGCCUAUGUAG
This is a messenger RNA of Acanthosepion pharaonis, 504 nucleotides long. The record is from the annotation of a GenBank genome assembly. NCBI's taxonomy places the organism in Eukaryota, Metazoa, Mollusca, Cephalopoda, Sepiida, Sepiidae.